ACACUGCCAACUUCUGGCGCAAGUUGUUCGUCGCAGACAGCCGCGGUUGUCGUCGUGAAAUCGUUUGCAAUGGGGUCGAGGCGCUCGAAGCUUGGAAGUUAAAGUAGAAUUACUGAGGUUUUCAUGUUUUAUCUGUGUGCUACCAGUAAGAAGUUGCCAGAAGAAAGCCUUAUAAAGGUGUUAUUGUUUCUGUUUGGGUAGCGUCCAGUGCAGCCCCGCGCCGAGCACAGCGCGCAGCCGGCCGGAUGGCCCGCAUCCAGGCGGAUGACCCGGCCUACCCGGCCUACCUCGAGGUCGGCACGGAGGUCAGCGCUAAGUACCGCGGCGCCUUCUGCGAGGCCAAGGUCCGCAAGGUCGUCAAACAAGUCAAGGCCAAGGUUAACCUCAAGUUCAACAUGGGAACGGUAGUGGUUAGUGAUGAGCACAUCAAGGGUCGCCUGCACGUGGGCUCCAGCGUCGAAGUCAAACAUCCUGACAAAGGACAGUACUUCGAGGGAGUGGUGGUGAAGAUUUUCGACACCAGCCAGUAUACUGUCGUGUUCGACGACGGUGACAUUACGACGUUACGUCGGACGUCUCUCUGUCUCAAAUCGGGCCGGCACUUCACCGAGGCAGAGUCUCUGGACCACCUGCCGCUGACACAUCCGGAACACUUCUCGAACCCAGUACGGCAGAGACGACGUGGAAACGCCAGCCAGUCGGAUGACUCGAGUGAGUCAGACAGUGACUCCGACACAGAGGGCUCGCCGACGAAGCGGGCCGCCCGUAAAACCUCUGACUGGUUGAUGAUGGUCGGAAAGGUGGUCAGUGUCGAGAUGGACAACAACAAGAAGAAAAAGGAUAACUGGUUUCCGGCGCUGGUGGUGGCGCCCACCGCUCAGAUCGACGCGCGGCGGGACUUCCUGGUGCGCAGCUUCCAGGACGGACGCUACUACACCGUGCCCAAGAAGGAGACGGGCGCGUUCCAGCGCGACUUUGUGCCCAAAAAUAACAACAGUCUCAAAACAGCGAUUGACAAGGCGGUGCACUACCUGGAUCGUGACGAGCUGCCGCCGCACUGGGACCGAGAUGCGCUGUUUGGCACAAACGACUCGGAAACAAACACGACCGCGUCAGACUCCGAGAGCUCGGACGAAGAGUCUCGCGAGGAGAAGGACCACUUUGUGGCGCAGCUGUACAAGUUCAUGGACGACCGGGGCACACCCAUCAACCGGGCGCCGACGGUGGGAGCGCGCGACCUGGACCUGCACCGGCUGUGGAAGGUGGUACAGCGGCAGGGCGGCUACAACAAGGUGACCAACCAGAACGUGUGGAAGACGGUCGGCACCCGCCUCACGCAGGACUCGUCCAGUCCAGUUAAUACCAACUCGGUCAAAGUGGCCUACAAGCGGUAUCUACUGCACUUCGAGGAGUUCCAGCGUAAGCUGGGCUGUACCCUGGUGUCACACACCCGCGGCACCAAGGUCCGAUCGUCCUCCGGACGAAGUCUGAUCCGCGAGCGGGACCGGACCGCCUCCAGCGGCAGUCCGGCCCCGCUGGCGGCCGCGUCACCGGCGCCUGCUACCGGCCGCGCCGCCAAGGAGCGCGAGCGGGCCUCGGCCAGCCCGGCUCCGGCCGCCCCGCCGCCGCCUCCACCGCCCCCGCCCCCGCCGCCCCCGCCGGCGGCUGCCGCUCCAGUCAAAGAGGAGCCAUCGACGCCAGUCACCCCCGCGGCCAAGUCGCGUAAGAAGGCGACGCCGGCGGGCGGCAGUGAGGCAGAGAGGAAGCGGGCUGCCUCGCUGGAAAGGAGGGCGACGGGGAAGAAGAAUGAUGUAAAGGAUGUGAAGAAGGAGCCGCCCGAGGAGCAGCCCAAAACGGAGGAAAAGGAUGCAGAGACCAAGUCUCUGCGUGCCCGUAACAAGGAGUCGGAGUCAGCGUCGUCCGCGUCACCGGCGCCGAGCGACAAGUCUGACAAGGCGUCCAGCUCCUCGUCCGCCGCCCCCGCCCCCGCCAAGAAGCCGCGCGAGCGGCGGCCCAGCUUCCGCGAGACCAAGGGCUCUCCGGCGCCGGGAGCGGCGGCCCCGGCCCCGGCGGCUGGCGGCGCGGAGGCGGCGGCGGCAGGAGAGCGCCGCCGCAGCGGCCCCGUCAAGAGGCGCAAAGACGAGUCGCCCGACGAUGAUGAUCCGGAGACGCUGCCUCCGUACGUGGACGUACAGGUGGGAGACAAGGUCUCCGUCCUGUACAAGAUCAACUCGAAGAAGGAGAGAACCAUCUACGAGGCUAAGGUGUUGCAGGUGGACCCGGUCAGCCCAGUGCGUCGCUACUUCAUCCACUAUCUCAAUUGGAACAAGCGCUACGACGAGUGGGUCAAGCGUAACCGCAUCAUAGAGAACCUGAGCUGGGCGCCGACGCGCGCACGCCGAAACAGUCGUGUGGAGACGAAGCCGGCGGCGACUGCGGCGGCGUCUGCGGCCGGCUCAGUGCCGUCUCCAUCAGGCGGUCGGCGCGGCCGCUCGCCAGUGGUGCAGUCGGCGCCGGCAGCCUCGUCCACCCGCGGCUCCACGCCGGCCUCGGAUGUGGCUCGCUCCCCGGGCAGCUCCGGCCGCGCCGCUGUCAGACAGUCGGCCGAGCGCGACCGGAAAACGACGCGGAAAGGAACGCCGGCGCCCUCCGACUCAGAGCCAGAGCCGGCCGAGGGUACCGAUGACGGCGCUGCGGCGCGCCGCCGGCUGGCCCGCCAGCGCUCCACCACCAGCGCCAGCCGUACCGGCGCCGACGCCGCCGACGACGACGGCAAGACGACGCCGACACGCCGCGGCAGCCGACGUGUCCGGAAACGCGACAGCGAAACGCCGGUGAAGAGCGCCGCGUCGCCGAGUGCAACUCGCGGCGAGGAGGACUCGAACGCCAGUGCUGAGCGGACUGAGCAGGCCGGCUCGGACGAGGGUGCUGCACCCAAGCCGCGCCAGGCGGAGGCGGACUCGACGUCUGACGCGUCCGCCCCCGCCCCCGCCUCCGCUGCUGCCGCCGCCGCGCCCGCCGAUACGCGCAGCAGCGUCAGUGAUAUCUAUGAGUUCACCGAUGAGUGCGAGGACGGGUUUCCGGCGCGCGAUGCGUCCAGCAAAUUGAAAAAUGUGAUAAACACGUACGGAGCGCGGCCGGGCCGCAGUCCCGGCGCCGCGGACAACCCGCCCUCGACGGCGGCGGCGGCGCCUCCGGUACCGGCGUCCAGCCCCGCCGCCACGGCCGGCACCGCCCCGUCGCCAGCGGCAGCGGGUGCAUCGCCCGGCUCACCGGCCCUGUCGCUGUCGCCGUCCCCAAGCAAGAAGCGCAAGCUGGCCGGGGACGACGCGCGAUCGCCCCUGUCAACGCCGAGCAAGGCGGCGCGCCGCACGCCGACGCGCCGCGCGCCCGGACAGACCCCGAGCCCGCGACGGCCGGCCAAGAAGAGGGCGGCGUCGGCCUCGCCGUCACCCUCCUCUCGCGCCGAGCCGCCGCUGUCGACGACCGGCACCGUGAUCACGCCGAAACUGACGGUCACCAAGCUGACCGACUUCCAGCUGAGUCGUGUUACCCUGGUGAAGGCGUCCUCGGUGAAGCCGGUGACGCUGCCGCCGCCGCCGCGCCUGCAGCCGGCGCCGCAGGUGCUGGGCGCUGCCGAGUACAAACCUGCGCCGCUGCCGGGCCCGGCCGGCCGCGCCUCCAGCGAGCCGGCCCAGCCGCUGCUGCCGCGCGCCGAGCCAGUCCGCACGCCGCCGCCCGCGGCCGCCAAGGGGCUGCAGCCGACGCCGAUGGCGGUAGUCCGACCUCCAGUCCCCGCGCCGGCCGCUGCUGCGGUUCCUCAGAAGCCGCCCGUGCCGCGUCCAACGCCCGUGUCGGUUCCGGGGUCUUCCUCAGCGCCUGUACCGGCCCCGGCGCCCUCCUCAGCGGCCGCCAAGACGUCCGUGUCGGCGCCGGCCCCGGCCCCAGCGCCUACUCCAGUACCUGCGUCGGUGUCCGCGCCGACCAAAGCUCCCUCCGCGGCCGCCCCGUCGCCCUCUGUAUCCGUCGCACCGCCGCCAGCAGCGCGAGCGGCCACCCCGCCACCUGCACCAGCAGCAGCCGCGAGCGACUCGGGCAGCCCCGGCGGCCGGGAGCCGACCGCGCGCUGGCGCCACGAACCCGACUCAGAGCGGCGCGUGGCAGCCCUCUCCUCUCCGGCCAAAUCGAGCGCCGGCUCCGGGUGCGACCUCACCUGCCGGGAGACGAUUCCGGGCAGCCCGGAGCGCGUGGAGGGCCCCGGUCGGCCGGCCUCAGCCGCCUCGGACCGCAUGGAGAUGCCGUUUGCGUCCCUGCCGUCGGGAGUGCGGCCGGCCGCUGAGACGGAGCGGGCGCGCCGGGACGGGCAUGAGGAGCCGGUCCGACCCAAGGUGGAGUCAGAGCGACUCCGAAGGGAGGAGCCGCGACCCAAGGUCGAAACGGACCGGCCGCGGCCCAAGCCAGAGGCCGAGAGAGUGCGGCCCAAACCGGAGCCGGAGAGGCCCCGGGCCAAGGCGGAGGAGAGUGGCCGUCCGAGGCCAGAGCUGGAGAGGACGCCGGCCGCGCGCAGGGAGGAGGCGGAGAGAGUGCGGAGGGAAGGAGCAGAGGAGGGGAGACGGGAGCGAGCCGUGGCGUCGGCACCCGACAGUCCGGAGGGGAGCGAAUUCUCCUCCAAACGGGGCUCGGCGCAGGUGACUCCUGGCGGUGGCCGGUCACCAGUCUCCUCCGAGGGAGAGGCCAGUCCCGGCACCGGCGCUGGUGCCGCCGACGCCGCUCGGCCGCCCGCCUCUCGGUCAGCAGCGGGCACACCGUCGUCGGAGGUGAACGGCCUGGUGGCGUCUCUGGCACCGGCCAGCCUUCCGGCCGGCAGGGGUCUCCGGCAGCAGCCGCCCGCCCCCGCCGCCGCCGAGGACGACGAACCCACCUCCAAACGGCGCCGCACGCGACGACGCCGCCGACGCAUCUCGGCACGCAGUGGGAAAGGUGUGAGCGACAGCGAUGAUCUCAACGAUCGGAGUAACGGGGACCGCGGCGACGCGGACCCGGAGGCACGCCGCGCCGAGAAGGCCUACAAGUACAAUUUCAUGGUCACGUUCGAUGAUGCUGCCGACCGUCAGACGAGAAUCCAGGUGCUCACCGAACAAAUUGACAAGCUGCGGGACCGCUACUCCACGGUGAAAGCCGAGCUGGGUCGCGUUCACCGGCGCAUCAAAAAGCUGAAGAAGAAACAGCGAGACACGCCGGCGCCGCCGCCCGAGUCCUCUGUGAAGAAGCUGCGCCCGUCGUUCGUGACGCCGUGAGAGCCGGCGGCCGGCCGCAGUCGGUCCGCCCACAGCUGUGAUCGUUUUACCUUGGUUCGGAGGACGCCGCACAGCGCCCUGUGAGACUAUUUAUUUUUGACGGUCGCCGGCGGCGGGACGCUCCUGGACGCUCCGACCGCAGGGGCGAGCCGCGCCGCCCCCGCCCCCGCCCCCGCCCGCCCCGGCGGCCACGCGGAUAGACAGCGAGAGAUACAUGAGCGAGAAACAGAUCGAUUUUACGCACGGUUUUAGGGUCGGCGAUUGUCGAGUGGUUUUACGUGUACAAAUUAUUAUUUGAAUUUGUUUUAUGCAUCCAUGUGCUUCUGACUCAUUUUGUACAUUCUUGUAAAUAAACUCGCUGGAAAUGUAAGGAUUCUAA
Amphibalanus amphitrite is the source of this 5676-nucleotide messenger RNA. RefSeq names its product mucin-5AC-like. Gene Ontology annotation, cellular component: nucleus. The transcript is spliced from 19 exons. The record is from RefSeq and is a predicted model, not a curated record. Gene Ontology annotation, biological process: regulation of transcription by RNA polymerase II. Lineage: Eukaryota; Metazoa; Arthropoda; Thecostraca; Balanomorpha; Balanidae. Gene Ontology annotation, molecular function: transcription cis-regulatory region binding. The coding region runs from base 246 to 5297 and encodes 1683 amino acids.